Dictyostelium discoideum AX4 is the source of this 144-nucleotide messenger RNA. RefSeq lists its product as hypothetical. Lineage: Eukaryota; Evosea; Eumycetozoa; Dictyosteliales; Dictyosteliaceae. The transcript has 2 exons. The coding region runs from base 1 to 144 and encodes 47 amino acids. The record is from RefSeq and is a predicted model, not a curated record.
AUGCUUCCAUACAAAGUUGGUGUAGUCAUUUUAAAAAAAUCAGAAUUAAUUAAAAAUUUAAAUUUAAUUGCUGAUGAUAUUAUCACCAAUUUAAAUUUGAAUUUUCAACAAAAAAGAACUAAAACAGCUAUCAAAAAGAAUUAA